GUGUCAAGGAUUGCACAAACGUAAUGCUUUUAGGAGCACAGACACAAGACAGGCCACAGGCCUGAGCAGAACAAGAAUAGUGAAAAUCCGCAUAGAUCGUACACCUUGAACGACUAACACCAUGUCGUCUACUACGAGCUUGCAGAGAAUAAAGCAUCUGCUUCUCUCUGGAGCGGUCUUCGGUCUCACUGCAGUUUUCAGUGGGGAACUCGCUUUCUCUACCAAGAUUGAAUCUGUGGCAGCAAGUACUCUGGAUCAACAACAACAACCAACGCAAACAAUCGCUGUCGUUGCUGGUGCAACCGGACGCACUGGCGCUCUUACUUAUAAAUCCCUUGUUGAAAGUACUCAGGGGAAAACCAGUGUCCGCGCCAUAGUACGCAACGCCGACAAAGCCAGAAAGGUGCUUGGCUGUACUACCUGUGACGAACGUGAUGGAAUUUUCGUUGUGGAUAUUGCGUCUGCGGAGGAGGCUAAUCUCAGAGCCUUGGAUCGAGCCAUGGUAGAUGCGACUUCACUAAUCAUAGCAACGUCUGCAUCUCCGCAGUGUCCUCAUGUGGGAAGUGGUCAAGAUCGCGAGGAUCAAGCACAAUCGUCGGGGAGCGUUGUUCUAGGCUACUAAGAACACUUACUUAUAUUUAUUAUCCAUAAUGAGAUCUCAUGAGAUGAAGACAGGGGAAAAAAUGCAAAGGAGGAGCAAGAUCAACAAGGAAUGUUACGACCUCUAACCUCGUCCACAUAGUCCAGCAUCGCACAAUCCAUCCCACAGCCCCUUCCGUCCAGAGGAUUGUACUUAUCCACCUGGCCAGUUCCCCAAGGAUGUGGAUUGGGAUGGAGGUCGUCGUUUAGUGAACGCCUUUGCAAAAGCUGGAGGACGCGGGGUCGUCCUCAUUUCCGCGAGAGGGACUACGGAACCUAGGUCUUUUUUAGACCGGAUGGGCCCUGAUGGAUACAUCAGUUUCUACAAACUGAACUUGGAUUAUGAGAUGGAAAGGUUAAGAACUUUAGGCUCAAACUAUGAAGAUAAUGCUAUUCAACAAAGAAGGUUUGCCGUUGCGCUUUUAUUUGAGCACGUGUCUCUCUCUCUCUCUCUCAAAAGCCACUUUGAUGACAAGUACCGCACUAGUCAAGAGUUAUCAUCAUCUACAUCUUCUUCUAAUCCGAAGCGUUCGUUGCAGCAGCCGGCCUAGAUUCUUUCGUCAUCCUGAAGUCAUGUGGGUUGGUGGAUGGACCUGUAUCUCAGAAUGAAAGAGACCAAAAAAAUACCACUGCUUCCACUUCUUUCGUCGUGGGCCACGAUGAUGAAGAAGCAGAAAAUCCUUAUCGCGUGAUGCUCAGAAGCGACUUGGCAGCACUGACCGCCUACAGCAGUAGCAAGAGGUCUCUUUUGGAUUUGCGAUUUGACAUAUGCGCUUCUGAGCGUGCGGAAAUUCGACCAUCAAAAAAGCAGUUGGCAGACGUCUUGCGUCAAGCAAGGAGACCCUGGAACAACAAUACAGGAAAGUCUUCACAAUAUGAUGUCAAUGGGGAGAUCUUUACAUAAAAAUCGUAUUCGCAUAUAAAAGACUCGUAUUGAUGCGUUCGGGUACAGUCCUACUUUGGAAUACAGAAACUGCAUGUCUUCUCUUGCAUACAAACUAAGCACGAAAUCAUAUUAAUGAAAUGCAAGAAACAAGAAACAGAGACUACAACAAGUUCAUCGCCUGAAACUUUCACGUUGAGAAAUUACUUUGUGUUUUCCACAAUUUGGUGUGCGUGUGCCCUACAACGAUGAACUUUUUCGAUGCACCAUGUGUAAGCAUGCUCACCGAGGACAGUCUAUCCUCAAC
Messenger RNA from Amoebophrya sp. A25, 1829 nucleotides. NCBI's taxonomy places the organism in Eukaryota, Dinophyceae, Syndiniales, Amoebophryaceae. The record is from the annotation of a GenBank genome assembly.